CCGGUGAUUCUGUUAUCCCCUCUAACGUGUCCCUUGUCUUCCCUGUAGCCGGUGGUUCUGUUAUCUCCUCUAACGUGUCCCCUUGUCUUCCCUCCGGCGGUUCUCUGUCCAACAGCCUGAAGCAGGCUUGGCUGCCUAGCGUUGACCACCAGACCUGCUCCAGCUCUGGCUGGUGGGGAUCUUCCGUCAAGACCACCAUGGUCUGUGCCGGUGGUGGAGCCAACUCUGGUUGCCAGGGAGACUCUGGCGGCCCCCUGAACUGCCAGGUCAACGGUCAGUACUAUGUCCACGGUGUGACCAGCUUCGUUUCCUCUUCUGGAUGCAACGCCACCCGCAAGCCCACCGUCUUCACCCGUGUGUCUGCCUACAUCAGCUGGAUGAACGGGAUCAUGGGUUGAAAGGGAACGUGGUCAUCGAGCACAACCCAGCUCAAUUUCAUUUACAUUCUGCUCUUUAAAGUUAAAUAAACUUUUUAAAAAUUCA
This is a messenger RNA of Oncorhynchus gorbuscha (pink salmon), 483 nucleotides long. Its product is annotated as elastase-1-like. The transcript is spliced from 4 exons. Lineage: Eukaryota; Metazoa; Chordata; Actinopteri; Salmoniformes; Salmonidae. Gene Ontology annotation, molecular function: serine-type endopeptidase activity. The annotation marks the transcript as partial. The record is from RefSeq and is a predicted model, not a curated record. Gene Ontology annotation, biological process: proteolysis.